Molecule: messenger RNA, 2290 nt
Organism: Suncus etruscus (white-toothed pygmy shrew)
Lineage: Eukaryota; Metazoa; Chordata; Mammalia; Eulipotyphla; Soricidae
Gene: SLC6A17
Product: solute carrier family 6 member 17
Exons: 11
Coding region: 73-2256 (727 amino acids)
Biological process (GO): glycine transport; L-leucine transport; proline transport
Cellular component (GO): synaptic vesicle; plasma membrane
Source: RefSeq, a predicted model, not a curated record
GAAGCUGAGCCCGGCUGAGUCCCACCUUCUCUGCGUGCUGGGGAGCCGUGCCCUGCGGCCCAGGUGGCCCCAAUGCCGAAGAACAGCAAGGUGACCCAGCGCGAGCACAGCAAUGAGCAUGUCACGGAGUCGGUGGCUGACCUGCUGGCCCUGGAGGAGCCAGUGGACUACAAGCAGAGCAUCCUGAACAUGGCGGGGGAGGCUGGCAGCAAGCAGAAGACAGCGGAUGAGGAGCUGGAUGCUGAGGACCGGCCAGCCUGGAACAGCAAGCUGCAGUACAUCCUGGCCCAGAUUGGCUUCUCUGUGGGCCUGGGCAACAUCUGGAGGUUCCCUUACCUGUGCCAGAAAAAUGGAGGAGGGGCCUAUCUGGUGCCUUACCUGGUGCUGCUAAUCAUCAUCGGCAUCCCCCUCUUCUUCCUGGAGCUGGCUGUAGGCCAGAGGAUCCGCCGUGGCAGCAUUGGUGUGUGGCACUACGUUUGCCCACGGCUGGGGGGCAUCGGCUUCUCCAGCUGCAUAGUCUGUCUCUUUGUCGGGCUCUACUACAACGUGAUCAUCGGGUGGAGCAUCUUCUAUUUCUUCAAGUCCUUCCAGUACCCACUGCCCUGGAGUGAAUGUCCCGUGGUCCGGAACGGGACCACAGCAGUGGUGGAGGCAGAGUGUGAGAAGAGCUCGGCCACCACCUACUUCUGGUACCGAGAGGCUCUGGACAUCUCCAACUCCAUCUCUGAGAGCGGCGGCCUCAACUGGAAGAUGACACUGUGCCUCCUCGUGGCCUGGGCCAUCGUGGGCAUGGCUGUGGUCAAAGGCAUCCAGUCUUCAGGGAAGGUGAUGUACUUCAGCUCUCUCUUCCCUUACGUGGUUCUGGCCUGCUUCCUGGUCCGUGGGUUGCUGCUUCGAGGGGCUGUGGAUGGCAUUUUGCACAUGUUCACUCCCAAGUUGGACAAGAUGCUGGACCCCCAAGUGUGGCGUGAGGCUGCUACCCAGGUCUUCUUUGCCCUGGGGCUGGGCUUUGGGGGUGUCAUCGCCUUCUCCAGCUACAACAAGCAGGACAACAACUGCCACUUUGAUGCUGCCCUGGUGUCCUUCAUCAACUUCUUCACCUCGGUGCUGGCCACCCUUGUGGUCUUUGCCGUGCUGGGCUUCAAGGCCAACAUCAUGAACGAGAAGUGUGUGGUCGAAAAUGCCGAGAAAAUCUUGGGGUACCUCAACACCAACAUCCUGAGCCGGGAUCUCAUCCCCCCCCAUGUCAACUUCUCACACCUGACCACCAAAGACUACUCAGAGAUGUACAGGGUGAUAAAGACUGUGAAGGAGGACCACUUCUCGGCCCUGGGCCUUGAUGCCUGCCUGCUGGAGGAUGAGCUGGACAAGUCCGUGCAGGGCACAGGCCUGGCCUUCAUCGCCUUCACUGAGGCUAUGACCCACUUCCCCGCUUCACCCUUCUGGUCCGUCAUGUUCUUCCUGAUGCUCAUCAACCUUGGCCUGGGCAGCAUGAUCGGGACCAUGGCAGGCAUCACCACACCCAUCAUCGACACCUUCAAGGUGCCCAAGGAGAUGUUCACAGUGGGCUGCUGUGUCUUUGCAUUCUUCGUGGGGCUGUUAUUCGUCCAGCGCUCUGGGAAUUACUUUGUCACCAUGUUUGAUGACUACUCAGCCACCCUGCCACUCACCGUUAUUGUCAUCCUCGAAAACAUCGCUGUGGCCUGGAUCUACGGGACCAAGAAAUUCAUGCAGGAACUGACAGAGAUGCUGGGCUUCCAACCCUAUCGCUUCUAUUUCUACAUGUGGAAGUUUGUGUCUCCGCUGUGCAUGGCUGUACUCACCACGGCCAGCAUCAUCCAGCUGGGGGUCACGCCCCCUGGCUACAGCGCAUGGAUCAAGGAAGAGGCAGCCGAGCGCUACCUCUACUUUCCCAACUGGGCCAUGGCACUCCUGAUCGCCCUCAUCGUGUUGGCCACCCUGCCCAUCCCCGUGGUGUUCAUCCUUCGCCACUUCCACCUGCUAUCCGACGGCUCCAACACGCUGUCUGUGUCGUACAAGAAGGGCCGCAUGAUGAAGGACAUGUCCAACCUGGAGGAAAACGACGAGACCCGCUUCAUCCUAAGCAAAGUGCCCAGCGAGGCACCCUCCCCCAUGCCCACCCACCGCUCCUACCUGGGCCCUGGCAGUGCGCCACCUUUGGACAAUAAUACCAACCCUAAUGGACGCUAUGGGAGCGGAUACCUCCUGGCCAGCACCCCAGAGUCAGAGCUGUGACUUACCCUCACCCACCUGCCUUGCCCCAGCACCC